UUGGUUUGGUUCGGAAGGCGUGGCUACAUGCCAUUAACGUGCGCUAUCAAGACGCCAUCGUUACACAGACGUGUUCAUCACUGUAGUUUGAUCGUACAGCUUCGUCUGUACAUACAGCAUGUAACGUGUAUUUCACUCGCAACGAUAACUGUUCUCUAGACGGCUUUAGAUGAGUGGAAUCAAGAUCGCAGCAGUUGUGGCUUUGUCAGCCUACCUCAUCUACACCGUCAUCGUUGACCCUGUCGACUACAAAGCUCUGAAAGGCCAACGAGUUGUUGUGUGCGGAGCUUCCACUGGAAUCGGCGAACAGAUUGCCUACGAGUAUUCCAAACUAGGCGCUCGAAUUGUUAUUACAGCAAGGAGGGCAGAAGUUUUGAAGGAAGUUGCUGCUAAAUGUAGAGAACUUGGAGCAGAGGAAGUCUACUCCAUACCCUUGGAUCUCAGCCUGGUGGAAUCAGCAGAGAGACUAAUCAAUGAAAGUGUGACACUAAUGAGAGGAAUCGAUAUCUUGGUAUUGAAUCACAUUAUGGGAUAUUACGCACACUGGACAUCCAAAUCAGUAGAGAAACUGGAACUUGCGGAGAAAAUGUUCAAGGUGAACACUCUGAGUUACAUCAACAUUGCAACAUAUGCACUGCAGCAUUUGGAGGAGAGUGGUGGCAGUAUUGUUGUAGUCUCGUCGUUUGCUGGUAAAAUGGGGAUUCCGUUUACUGCACCAUACAGUGCGACCAAACAUGCGUUGCACGGGUUCUUUGAGUCUCUACGACACGACCUGUAUUAUUCAAAGUCAAAUAUCUCAGUAACUAUAUGUGUACUUGGAUUCAUUGAUACUGAAUCGGCAAUACAACGAGCAGGGGACACAGUCAAAGUUCCAUUACUUAGUGCAAAUGAAACAGCUGUAGCUAUAAUUCGUGGAGGGGCACUUCGGCAGAGGGAAGUCUAUUAUCCCAGGUCGCUAGUUUUGGCACUGUAUGUCAAGCAAUUCUUUCCUCGUUUUCUUGACUCUAUCAUGCGGUAUUACCAUGAUGAAAAUGCUAUUAUGAAUCGUUAGAUUAUUAACAGUUGCUGCAUUGCAAUAAUUAUGAAGUGGCUGGGAUCGAUGGGCACUUAAUUGCUUGUAGCUGAUGUUGGCACAGCAACAGAUAAAUGUACUGUUACUGAAA
Molecule: messenger RNA, 1163 nt
Organism: Corticium candelabrum
Lineage: Eukaryota; Metazoa; Porifera; Homoscleromorpha; Homosclerophorida; Plakinidae
Product: hydroxysteroid 11-beta-dehydrogenase 1-like protein
Exons: 1
Coding region: 170-1051 (293 amino acids)
Cellular component (GO): intracellular membrane-bounded organelle
Molecular function (GO): oxidoreductase activity
Source: RefSeq, a predicted model, not a curated record